GAAAAUACAUUUACGGCGCGCAGGGAGCCUCAGGGCCUGGAAACAAGAUCUGUCGCCUUAGCUAGGAGGGGCGCCGAGACGCGACGGGUCCAGGAAGGCCUGCGGCAGGGUGUGGGAGAUUAUGAAUUUCAGGUCCACCGGAGACGGUAGUGGGAGGCCCAGCUCCGUGCGGGGCCGCUUGCUUGUACGCCAGCGACUGAGGCGGUGGCGCGCGAGCAGCAGUUACGGAGGGAGGGUGCGCGGAGGAAAAUAACGUUGUGACGGCAACUCUGGCUGCUGGAGACCCCGCCGCAGUGAGGUCACUGGAGUGCCCGGUCUCGAGGGGUAGCUGGCGCCGACACGGGACGUCGAGAGGCCCACGGGAUAGAGGGACCCAGCUAACAUCCCGCAUUUUCCUGGGUCUCUCUCCCAGGCGGUGACGUGACGUGCUGACGGCGGGCCGGUGCCGGGGAGCUGGGCCGCUUUUUGUCAGCUCCGAGCUCGGCCCCUCCUCCCUCCCUCCGCCCGCCCCACCAACCGGAGCCCGGCCCAGUACUCCAAAGAAAGGCCUGCUUGCAGCACCCGCCACCGUCGCCGGCCGCCCGCACGCCUUUUGGGAGCUGUGACUAAUGAGAAUUAAAGGCCAUGGAUGAAGAUGAAUUUGAAUUGCAGCCACAAGAGCCAAACUCGUUUUUUGAUGGAAUAGGAGCCGAUGCUACACACAUGGAUGGUGAUCAAAUUGUUGUGGAAGUACAGGAAACGGUUUUUGUUUCUAAUAUUGUAGAUUCAGAUGUAACUGUGCAUAACUUUGUUCCUGAUGACCCAGACUCAGUUGUAAUCCAAGAUGUUAUUGAAGAUGUUGUCAUAGAAGAUGUUCAAUGCUCAGAUAUCUUAGAAGAAGCAGAUGUAUCUGAAAAUGUCAUCAUUCCUGAGCAAAUGCUGGACUCAGAUGUAACUGAAGAAGUUUCUUUAGCACAUUGCACCGUCCCAGAUGAUGUUUUAGCUUCUGACAUUACUUCAUCCUCAGUGUCUAUGCCAGAACAUGUUUUAACAAGUGAAUCCAUGCAUGUGUGUGACAUUGGACAUGUUGAACAUGUGGUACAUGAUAAUGUAGUGGAAGCAGAAAUUAUUGCUGAUCCUCUGACCAGUGACAUAGUUUCAGAAGAAGUAUUGGUAGCAGACUGUGCCCCUGAAGCAAUCAUAGAUGCCAGUGGAAUUUCAGUGGACCAGCGAGAUGAUGACAAAGGCAACUGUGAGGACUACCUAAUGAUUUCGUUGGAUGAUGCUGGCAAAAUAGAACAUGAUGGUUCCUCCGGAGUGACCAUUGAUGCAGAAUCAGAAAUGGAUCCUUGUAAAGUGGAUGGCACUUGCCCUGAAGUCAUCAAGGUAUACAUUUUUAAAGCUGACCCUGGAGAAGAUGACUUAGGUGGAACUGUAGACAUUGUGGAGAGUGAGCCUGAGAAUGAUCAUGGAGUUGAACUGCUUGAUCAGAACAGCAGUAUUCGUGUUCCCAGGGAAAAGAUGGUUUAUAUGACUGUCAUAUUGAAUCGCCACCUUUUGGCAGUCCACAGCAAGAACUUUCCUCAUAUUUGUGUGGAGUGUGGUAAAGGUUUCCGUCACCCAUCAGAACUCAAAAAGCACAUGCGAAUACAUACCGGGGAGAAGCCGUACCAAUGCCAAUACUGUGAAUAUAGGUCUGCAGACUCCUCUAACUUGAAAACACAUAUAAAAACAAAGCAUAGUAAAGACAUGCCAUUCAAGUGUGACAUUUGUCUUCUGACUUUCUCGGAUACCAAAGAAGUGCAGCAACAUACCCUUGUCCACCAAGAAAGCAAAACACACCAGUGUUUGCAUUGUGACCACAAGAGUUCAAACUCAAGUGACUUGAAACGACAUGUAAUUUCAGUUCAUACAAAAGACUAUCCUCAUAAGUGUGAGAUGUGUGACAAAGGCUUUCACAGGCCUUCAGAACUCAAGAAACACGUGGCUGUCCACAAAGGUAAAAAAAUGCACCAAUGUAGACAUUGUGACUUUAAGAUUGCAGACCCAUUUGUUCUAAGUCGCCAUAUUCUCUCAGUUCACACAAAGGAUCUUCCAUUUAGAUGUAAGAGAUGUAGAAAGGGAUUUAGGCAACAGAAUGAGCUUAAAAAGCAUAUGAAGACACACAGUGGCAGGAAAGUGUAUCAGUGUGAGUACUGUGAGUAUAGCACUACAGAUGCCUCAGGCUUUAAACGGCACGUUAUUUCUAUUCAUACAAAAGACUAUCCUCAUCGGUGUGAGUACUGCAAGAAAGGCUUCCGAAGACCUUCAGAAAAGAACCAGCACAUAAUGCGACAUCAUAAAGAAGUUGGCCUGUCCUAA
Molecule: messenger RNA, 2340 nt
Organism: Cebus imitator (Panamanian white-faced capuchin)
Lineage: Eukaryota; Metazoa; Chordata; Mammalia; Primates; Cebidae
Gene: ZFY
Product: zinc finger protein Y-linked
Exons: 7
Coding region: 625-2340 (571 amino acids)
Biological process (GO): regulation of DNA-templated transcription
Cellular component (GO): nucleus
Molecular function (GO): metal ion binding; DNA-binding transcription factor activity, RNA polymerase II-specific; RNA polymerase II cis-regulatory region sequence-specific DNA binding
Source: RefSeq, a predicted model, not a curated record